This is a messenger RNA of Cyclopterus lumpus (lumpfish), 1061 nucleotides long. RefSeq lists its product as uncharacterized. The record is from RefSeq and is a predicted model, not a curated record. The coding region runs from base 90 to 932 and encodes 280 amino acids. The transcript is spliced from 6 exons. NCBI's taxonomy places the organism in Eukaryota, Metazoa, Chordata, Actinopteri, Perciformes, Cyclopteridae.
UUACGGCCUCACUUCCUGUACACUCAGUCGUGUCUUUCUCACCGCUGCUGAGGGCUGAUCGGACAUUUAAACCAGAAACCAUAGUUAGGAUGGCAGUUUGGGACCCAAAGACUUCCUGGUGCUUCAUGUUGCUGCUGGCCGCUGCUGUCAGUCAACAUGUGAACUAUCCAGCUCCAGUCUGUGCAGUCAGAGGAUCUUCUGUCAGCCUCCUCUGCACCUUCACACCACAGAAGUCCUUCCUGCAGGAUGGAGAUGUUUUAGUGGAGAUCACCAGAGUCCUUUGGUGCCAGAACCAUGCGUUAUGUCAUGGCACGACUCCGUCUGUGUACGACAGUGAAGAAAACAACAACAACAACAACAACCCUCGUUACAGAUACCUGGGAGACAAGAAGGGAAACUGUAGUCUACAGAUCACAGAUGUACGAAUGGAAGACUUCGCAACUCUUCGCUUCAGAAUGGAAGCUGAUGAACAAGGAGCGAGUUUUACUGGCCCACCAGGAGUGAGAGUCACCGUCGUUGAGGGAACUCAGAUGAAGAUCCAAAGCUCCAGUGACGGAGCGUUUAAAAGAGGUGGAGCAGUCACCCUGAACUGCACCACAACGUGCACCUUCCACCACCUGGAGGUCACCUGGUACAGAGAUGGCCACGCCCUCCACUUCACUGGCCCCGCCCUCCACCUCGGCGCUCUGACUGCAAAGGAUUCUGGGAACUACACCUGUGGAUUGAAGAACAACGACCGCACUCUCUCCUCACCUCAUGUUCUGUUUGUGGAGGAGGAACAGGAAGAAGGGGAAGAACAGCAAGGAAUCAAACGUUUUGACCGCCUGCUGGUUGCCCCGCUGGUUCUCUUCAGUCUGCUCACGGUGCUCAUCAUCAUAGUUUCAUCCAUCGUCAUCAAAAGGACGUGUGUUUGCCAGAAAGCAGAGAACUGACCGACGCCUCAAAGCAGAUCUAAAGAAAACAACGAUGUCAUCAUUUCCUCUUUCUUGUCGUUGUGGUUCUUUCUGUUCUUUUACGUUCUUUCUCCACUUUAUGAGAAAUUAAAACUCAUGUCAACUUCC